UAGGAAGAUUUUCAGCUGGAUGGUUUUUUUGGGGGUUAUGGGAAAUGAAAUGUGGAAAUCCAUCAGCAAGUUGUGGGGAAUCCAUGUAGCAAACGUUAACUCGCUGCUGCGCACUGUUCACAGGUCCUGGCUUGUUUUGUCAGGACAACAUUCAUCAUCAGGGUGCUCACGGUUUCAAAUUGUGGACAGAUAAAGACUGACUUCAAAAUGAAAUGUGACAGGUUAGCCAUGCCCUUUUUAUUAUCUCAAGGUACUUUUCCUUGAAACAUCCAAUAUCAGGUUGCUCAAAGAUCCAUGGACAAGCCCUGCAUGUGCCAGACAUGCACCCAGGUCUGAUCCUCCUGUGGUGGACCUGCCUCAGAAGCAGGAGUCUUGUGAUUAAAAGGCUGAAACCUGAUGACGCUAAGGUACACACCUGAAAAUAUGUCCCUAGCAUCCACUGCUGGUCAAUAACAUCCAAUAACAUCAACUGGUGGUAGGCACAAAUUUGUGCGGUAGAACAUACAAGGGAUAGUCUCCAUCUUGUCCUAUGUUAAAAAAGGGGAACGUGUAUAGUUUAAAAAGGUAUAGAGGUAAAGAUGUUGAUGCCACAUGGCUUUCUGCCAUACAAGCCAGAAGCCAGUCAGAUUUACCUUUAGCCUCAGUGUACCCUCAAGUUCGGCCUGAAUCGUUGAUUACAAGGGCAAAACACUUGAUGAUGCGAAGGUGCUCAACUGAAGUUAUGUCCCUAACAUCCGCUGGUGGCCGCUAACACCUGCUAACUGGUAGUUGAUAACUUAUUGUGCAGGAGACCUUCAAAUGUACAAGGGAUAUUCACCAUCUUGUCCUAUGUUCUAAAAUACAUUGUAAAGUCUAGACCUAGCUAAAUUAUAGAGAACUCAACAGUUCCACAACGAGCACUUUGGCUGCUAUUGAGAAAAAACUGCCUCGAGCAGUUGGGAUGAGUGGGGGAAAAUGGUGAAGAGAAGAGAGGAGAGUUGGGUGGAAAAGAGGGGAGAGAAGAGAGAAGAGAUAGAGACAGACUGUUUUCUAACCGUCAUAUUUAAGCCAUGAAUCAUAAUUAAUAUUGAUUUGAGUGUAUAUAUCAUCUCAAAUAUUUCUUUGUAGUCGAGAGUCAUUACAUGAAUUACUCUAUUACUGAGGUGAAUGACACUACGUGAUAUACAGUCAAAUAGUUUUGCUCAGUGUUAAGUUUUUUAAAGUUUAUCACUGAGUUAGAGCACAGUUCAAGUGUGAUUGCUAAGCUUAGUUAACCAGCAGACUCUACUUCAGCUCUUAAAUCCUGUUGAUGAAGCUUCUUUCCAACAAUGCAGUUUUCCAGCAGUAUUUUAUUCUCAAAAAUGCAUUAUACCUCAGAUUGUGAUCUUUUGGUGUUUGUCCGCAACCACUAGAGGGUGGCAUUCCCAAGUAUUUAGCCCAUGGCCCAGAUUAUGCUGACACUAUUUUAGCCCGUAAAAAUAUAUAUUUAAAUCUUAGGGACAUACAAGAAUGACUAAUAGAUCAUUACAAAGACAAAUAUUAAUUAAGAAAAUAUAUAAAUUUUUGUUGAUUUAAAAAAUGCCACAGUAGUUCAGUCUGACGAAGAGGCCUUGUGGGUGAGGACAUAUUCAUCAACAGAGGCAGCUGCUUUAAAAACAUCCCAAACCUGAUAGUUAUUCAAAUGUUUGUGUGUGUAUCACUGGCAGAUGUUUUUCUUGAAGUCUUCCUUCAUCACCUUUUAACUGUUUGACAAUAACUUCAUCAAUCAUUGAACUACAGCCAGGUUCAUCACUUUUUUGGGUCCCCUGACCCUGGAAACAUUGCCGUUGUUGUUUUCGCAAUUUGCAACGCGUUUCUGUAUUUGCAUGUAUUGGGACUUUUUUCAGCGCAUGUGUCCUCAAAUUGAUGAAGUUGUUUUCUUACAUUGCACAUGUUUUUCUAUUUGGAUGUGUUUUCUUAAUUUACAGUGCGUUCGGCCACCGUACAUAUGGUAUAUUGUGGCUUCAUUAAAUCCAUGCAGCCCCAUGUGGGACACACAUGUUAAUUAACCUGCAGACUCCAAAUCAGCUCUUUAAUCCUAUCGGCGAAGCUUCUUUACAACUUUGUUUGCAGUUUCUGCAGUGUUUUAUUCUUGAAAACCCGAAGAGUCCAAAUCCCUGACAAUAUUUGCAAAUUUAAAUAGUUACAAAAAUUUCAAGGCUAAUUGCAGGAGCUAAUUUUAAACAGCUUUCAGGCAUUUUUACACUUAAAAAAAGUGUGAGGUUAGUUCCUGUGUUAUCUAUUCUUUAAUUUGAUUCAUAAAUACAUGGUUUUAUUUUUGAAAAGCGCACACAGGAAGUUGUGCUUCCUACUCAUGGGUAGACCAGAACAAGUGCACCCAACAGGUCUGAUCACAUAGUGGUAAAGGGAGUGAUAGAGGAUAAAGUCAAAAAUGAAACUCUAAUCUGAUGUGCUGCUGGUAAAUUCACAGGUCCUCCGUGUGUCAUGAAGAGAGCGCUGUGCUGAACAGUUGAAGUUAUAAGAGACGACCCCAAAAGGACAGCCAGGCCUUCAUCAUUUUUGUGUACGCAUGGUCUAAGGAAGUUCUAAAUUUGUGGAAUACAUCCAGAACUCACACUGCAAAAAGACACAUAACAGUUACUCCUCUCCCACAAUGAGGCUACUGAAACCAGGCAGGUUUCUACUGGUCCUGACAAUCACCAUUGCACUGGGAUCACUAUGGAUCCUCUCCCUACUUACUCGCAGUAAACCAGGCUGGAAUCCCAGCUCCGUUCUCAGGUACAGCUGGUUGGAGUAUACAGACUCUGAUGACAGCCCAGAGAAAGUGUGCAACUGCUCAGCUAUCCUGCAGGGAGAGAGGGAGGCACUGGAGCAGGCCAAAUUACUGACCAUCACCAAAGACUUCCACAAGAGUGUUCACAUCCCUGAUGAACAUUACAUGAAUGCAACCAAAGACUGCAGUGCAUUCAAAUUAAGAAGAAAAUACCUAACAUCUCCGUUGAGCCAUGAAGAAGAGGAGUUCCCCCUGGCAUACUCUAUGGUUGUGCAUCAUAAGGUGCAGAGCUUUGAGCGACUGCUGCGAGCCAUCUACGCACCUCAAAAUAUAUAUUGUGUCCAUGUGGACAAAAAGGCAAAAUCCUCAGUCUUAUUUGCCAUCUGGGCAAUUAUUGACUGCUUCCCGAACAUCUUCAUGGUCAGCCAGCCUGUUGACGUGGUCUAUGCUGCCUGGCCACGUGUCCAGGCUGACCUUAACUGUAUGGCGGAUCUCUAUAACACCAGCACAAAAUGGAAAUACUUCAUCAACCUUUGUGGCCAAGAUUUCCCUCUGAAAACCAACUUGGAGAUUGUAAGGACUCUGCGUUCACUGAAGGGCGGGAACAGCUUAGAGUCAGAAAAAAUGCCUGCAGGAAAAGUGUGGAGAGUGAGAAAUGCACACGAAAUAAUAGAUGGAGGAAUCCAGGGAACAGGAAAGGCAAAGGAGCCUCCUCCCUUCAACAUGCCCAUAAUGUCUGGAAAUGCCUACUUUGUGGUUAGCCGUGGCUACAUCCGCAGUGUGUUGGAGGACGGCCGAGUGCUGGCACUGAUGGAGUGGGCCAAAGACACCUACAGUCCUGAUGAAUUUCUCUGGGCAACCAUUCAGCGAAUGCCCGGAGUUCCUGGCUCAACACGGCCCCACAGCAAAUAUGACAUGUCAGACGUCAAUGCCAUCGCUCGCCUGGUGAAGUGGCAGUGGCACGAGGGGUCGCAGGCUUCACCGGACGCGUUGUACCCAGAGUGUCAAGGCAGCCACGUCAGGGCAAUAUGCGUAUAUGGUGCUGGGGACUUAAAGUGGUUGCUCAAGCAGCAUCAUCUCUUUGCCAACAAGUUUGACAUAGACACAGACCCCGUUGCUGUCUACUGUUUGGAGAAAUAUCUCAGAAAAAGGGCACUGUCUGAGUUACAAUAGAUAUAUUUUAGAUUUUUCAUAGCAACCGAGAAUGGCAUUCAAUUCAAACCUUUAUUAAUACAGGGAAAGGCCAUGGCGCAGCACGUGAUUCAAUUUCAAGAUGUAUUUUAAAUUUGUUUAUAAUUCUAGUGUGAUGAACACAAAUUAAAAUGUUUCAUUAGUGGCACUAUAUUAUUCAGUCGUAUUACGGUUAUUCGAGCAAUUUAUCAGUGUUACGAUCAAAAAUCCUGCAGUGGCGGACUGCACAUCGGUAGCACCUGGACAUUUCCCAGUGGCCUGAUGGUCGCUCUGGCUUUCCUUGACCAGCGAUAAUAUAGCAAGCAGGACCACCAACGUAAUCACGUCUCUCUGCGAUGCACACAGCAGCCAAAGAUAUUAAUAUUCAUAAUAAUAAUUGUGAAAAGGGAGCUUUCUCCCCCUUUUUCACUAGGCGCUGUCUCCCUAUAUUAAAACAUUUGGUCAUUUGAUUAUUAUUAGAAUUUUGAUUAUCAAUUAGAUUAUGUAGAUAAUCUGGUUUUGAGUUGUGUGUUGAAUUAUUUUACAGCAUGUAUGUGUUGACAGUUUAUUUUGUUAUGUCUGUGAUGUUGCUCUGUUUGAUUGUUGUUUUUCCAGAUCUGUGCAUGGGGUCAGAUCAGCAGGUCGAUCAGGGAGAGGUGUGUAGGAUCAGGUCUCUGAGAAAGGAGGGGCUGGGCAGACUCAAGGUGACAGAGAAUGGGUGACGUGUGCUGCAUUAGAUGACAUUUCAGUCAACCUAUUGCAUUUAUCUGCUGUAUUCUUGCAGAUAGGUUGAAUUGAUAGGUCAGCAGUAGCACAUAGUCCAAACUGGGUCUUGUCUUGAGUGUGAAACCUGUGUUCCAUGCAGGUGAGGCUAUAAAGCAAAAUGCCAGUCAGUAGUGAGGGGGGGAGAGGAGUUGGCAGCUUUUUCUUUCUUUAGUAUGAUUUAGUUUUUUUUGCAUUUCCCAGGGAUAUUUUUGUAGAACCUUUUUGUUAAUGAACUACUUUUCCUUCCAGGGAAAGGCUCUCCCACCCACGACCUGACCAUUACCUUUGACAACUCUGUGUUAUCCCCCACCCAGACUGCUAGGAACCUGGGUGUGACACUGGACAGUCAACUCUCCCUUACUGCCAACAUUACUGCAACAACACGUUCCUGUAGAUCAGGGGUGUCCAAACUACGGCCCGCGGGCCAACUGCGGCCCGCCAUCCAUUUUUAAUUGGCCCGUAUCAAAGUCUAAAAAUAUAAUGGACUAUGGCCCACUGUAUUGCACUUCUUAGUUUAAACACUAGGUGGCGCUAUUGUCUUGAACAAGGCAGCGUCUCCACAAAGCAAGCAAUCGAAGAAAAAAUUUGCUCAGCGUCACCAGAAAUGCCGGAACCGAAGAGACGCAAGAUUGCAAGCGAGUGCAGAAAAUGUCAGACUCGGUGGAAAAAUGAAUAUUUUUUCAUAGAAACCAAGGGGAAGUGUGUUUGUUUGAUUUGCAAUGAGAGUGUUGCCGUGAUGAAAGAGUACAAUGUACGACGGCAUUAUGAAACGAAACAUCAGACCUUCACGUCCUACACUGGCGCCGAGCGGAAAGAGAAGGUAAAGCAAAUGGCAGCUAGCCUGCUAACGCAGCAACAGUUUUUCCGUGCUAACAAAGCUCAAGAAAAUGCAACAAUAGCCAGUUAUGAAGUAUAUCCGUGCGAAGCUCCGUCUCUUCGAGUCACAACUGCGCAACUUCAAUGUAGC
Messenger RNA from Hippoglossus stenolepis (Pacific halibut), 5654 nucleotides. RefSeq names its product beta-1,3-galactosyl-O-glycosyl-glycoprotein beta-1,6-N-acetylglucosaminyltransferase. Gene Ontology annotation, cellular component: membrane. The coding region runs from base 2633 to 3925 and encodes 430 amino acids. Gene Ontology annotation, molecular function: beta-1,3-galactosyl-O-glycosyl-glycoprotein beta-1,6-N-acetylglucosaminyltransferase activity. The transcript has 6 exons. Lineage: Eukaryota; Metazoa; Chordata; Actinopteri; Pleuronectiformes; Pleuronectidae. The record is from RefSeq and is a predicted model, not a curated record.